This is a messenger RNA of Heterotrigona itama, 1782 nucleotides long. The record is from the annotation of a GenBank genome assembly. NCBI's taxonomy places the organism in Eukaryota, Metazoa, Arthropoda, Insecta, Hymenoptera, Apidae.
AUGUCGUCUCUGCCUGGCACAUGGUCGGUUAAAUUGGCCAAAGAGAACUGGGAAGGAGACAUCGCCGACGGUAACCCGUUACGUGCCCACCAAACGUAAACAGUCGCAGGAAUGACGGAUCUUGCAAAGAGUUUGCAACUUUCUGAAACGUCUGUGUAUUACGUAUUCCGUUGUUCGGCGAGAAAUCGCCGUGAAUCGAGUGAAUUUCAAGGGUUAGCGGAGUAGAAAGAAAACGCAUGGAAGGAAUGCUGCUUUCUUGCUGAUGUAACUCCUUUGACAAACGGAGUUUCUUCUUCUUCUGAAUGUGUAAUAUUUUAUUAUAAAUAGCUAGGGAGAGAAAAGUUUCCUUUUUUGUUUAAGUCUGUUUCCAUUGAUGCCAACUUACUAAAUGAACAAACUAGAAGUUCCUAAAGGUUGAUAUUAUAUUUUAAAUCAUGUAUCAAGUAUUUAUUUAUUAUAUUUUAUUUAUUAUAUUUUUUUUAUUUUAUUUAUUACAUUUUUUAAUACACAUAAUUAAUACAUAAAUAAUGCAUAUUAUUAAAAUUAAUAUUAAUAGAAUUGUAUUUAAUGGAUGUGAAAUUUGGUGAUGAACCUAAGUUUUACCUGCUGAAUAUAAAAGCUUCAUAUUUUCCUAAUGAAAACAAAGGAAUUGGAUCGUCAAUUACACAAUUGCAUGAAAAUAAUUUUUCCUUAUUAUCACAAAAUCUAUUUUCAAAAGAUAUAGAGUAGAACGAGCACGCGUGACUGCAGAACGAGCGUCGCGAGGAUGAUGAGCUCCAUGCAAACGCAAUUACCUGGAUCGCUGCAUGAUUAUCAAGUCGAUCCUUACCGGCUUCUCGAUGACGAUCUCAAAGACGUCUACGAGGAUAUACGAGAGAGCCAUGAAUUGCUAACGAAGGCGUUAGAUCAUUCACCACUUGUAUGUAAAGUAUGUAUGAAAAAUCGUCGGCUAACGCGUUAUUAUAAAUAUUUAUACCGACGGACGGUGUUUUCACAAAUAGUCCGCCAAGCUAGCGAAAGCAGCCCAAGCAGACUUCACGGUCUGCAUAUAUGGCCGAGAGUACUCGUCAGGAACACGACGCAGAAGGAGCUGCAAACUAUAGCGACGUACUACUUCGACGGUAAGGGAAAGGCGUUGCGGCCGAUGGUAGCAAUCCUCAUGGCACGGGCUAUCAAUUACCAUAAGGAAAGAAAUGGUCUCUUGGCCUCGCAGCGGCAAGUGGCGAUGGUGUGCGAGAUGUUCCAUAACGCUUCCUUGAUCCACGACGACGUAAUCGAUCAGCCGGAUUUCCGCCGUGGCAAGCCUUCGAUCAACGUUGUCUGGAGUCAGAAGAAGGUAAGUGACGAGACUCGCCAAAUUACAAUUGUAAUCGACGAAUUAAAAUCUAAGAUUCCACAUUCCAUUCGGCUCGACGAAGACUACUUUUGAUAAUACAAUCAGUGACUAAGCGGUUAUUCAACACCAGUGCCUUGAAAAUGUUAACACAAAACGCGAGGAAUAAUUUUCAUGCUUGAAGAGAGCUGCUUUCCUCUAGUCUUGUUUUUAUCAAUUUUAGAAUUCUCGAGUCUCGAGAUGUGUUCAUGUAAAUUUCUAAAUGACGAUGCAUUUUUUUUUCUUUUUAUAAACCACGUUUCUCACAUGUAGCAGUAGCGAGAAUUUUGGAAUAUUAAAUCAUCAGGCUGUGAAAUAGAUUAUAAUGUUGGAUAAAAUAAUAUUUUUGUGUGAGAAUAACUUAUGUUUCUUUAUUAUAAUUACAUUUAUAGAAAUAUGAAUUUCCAUAA